AUGCGUGUAUCCGCGUGUUUGUUGUUGUGUUUGGUGGUAGUGAAGUGUGUUGACGGUCAGACGGUCUCGAGCCCGUUGGCAGGAUUUUUGCAGACGGUUGUCGACGCUUUUCCGGUGAUCUGCGAUGUCUUCUUCAGUGUUUUUGGAGAAGUGAACGAGACCGCAUUCCAAACAGCGCUAUCGGCGGCGCUCCGACUGGUGGACCUGGCCUUCCCGGCGAAGCCUCUACCCCGCGUCCCUGAACCCUGGUGGGGAGACCAUGCUAAACGUGAUACCAGCGUCAGGAGGUUCACUGUGCACUUUUCCGAUGAGAUGAUAACAGACCUACGGCACCGCAUCCACAAUCGCCGGAACCUGACGCAUCCCCUCCACAACGCCGGGAACACCUACGGCACCCACGCCGGGUACCUCGCGCACUUUCUUGACUACUGGGCUAACGGGUACGACUUCGGGGCGAGGGAGGACUGGCUGAACAGCUUCCCGCAGAGCAUUACGAAUAUUCAGGGACUAGACAUCCACUUCAUCCACGCGAGAGCUCCCAACCCUCACGGGAAGAAGGUACUGCCACUGCUGAUGCUGCACGGAUUUCCAGUCACCGCCUUCGAGUUUGUCUACGUCAUCCAAGACCUGAUGGAAGAGAGAGAUGACUGUGACUUUGUGUUUGAGAUGAUCGUUCCACACUUGCCGGGAUAUGGGUAUUCAGAGGUUAGAAAGAUUAAUUUUUCUUCCAAUAUCGAAGAAGCUGAGGCGACAUACAAGAUCGGUAUGGCUCCGUACCAAAUGGGCAUCAUCAUGAAGAACCUGAUGCUGCGCCUGGGCAAGCCACAGUUCUACAUCCACGCCGGGGACGUGGGCCAGGCCGUUGGAGACGCCAUCGCUGUUCUCUUCCCUGAGAGAGUGCUGGGGCUGCAUACUAACUUCCCGUUCAGUACGCGCCCUCGGACAAUGGCCAAACUGCUGCUGGGACAGCUGUACCCGCCGGCCGUCGUGGAGGCCCAAUACGAAGACCGACUGUAUCCACUGACAGCUCGCCUGAAGUUCUAUCUGGAAAAUUUUGGCUACUUCCAUAUGCAGGCUUCGAAGCCGGACAACGUUGGUCACGGUCUGGACGACUCCCCAGUCGCCCACGCCUCCUGGCUGAUCCAGAACCUGAUCAUGGCCACGGACGUGGCCGGUGAGAGACUCAUCGACGGAAACCUGUCGGCCAACUAUAACAUGGAUGACUUUUACGACUCGUUCACCGUGCACUGGGCGUGUCGGAGUAUGACGACCGCGGCCAGGUCGUAUGCGGAGGCGUUGGCGGUGCAUCAAGACCCUUUGUCUAUGAGUACUGGUAAAGGUAGUUAUACUGUGCACUGGACGUGUCAGAGCACGACGACGGCAUAUGUGGAGGCGUUGGCGUUCUGCUUUUAUUUAUAUUGUCUACAAUGUUACGCCAUACGCUUAAAUAACUAUUUCAACAGGACCCCAACACCCGUCCCGUUCGCCGCCAUCAACUUCCGGCACGAGCUGAUCUACCAGCCGGACGACUUCCUCCGGGACAAGUACCCCAACCUGGUGCAGUCCAACACGCUGGACUUCGGCGGGCACUUCGCCGGCUACCAGGAGCCCGAGGUCCUGGCUGACAGCAUACGGACUGCCGUAGCCAAGAUGGAACAGUUCCAUGGAAACUAGGGGGCCGGUGUGGCUCGAGUGCGCAGGCAAUUGGACAGGAUCUUAGGCAAUUCAGGCUAAAUGUCAGGAUUCAAA
This is a messenger RNA of Cydia fagiglandana, 1749 nucleotides long. Its product is annotated as juvenile hormone epoxide hydrolase-like. The transcript has 10 exons. The coding region runs from base 1 to 1674 and encodes 557 amino acids. The record is from RefSeq and is a predicted model, not a curated record. Gene Ontology annotation, molecular function: epoxide hydrolase activity. NCBI's taxonomy places the organism in Eukaryota, Metazoa, Arthropoda, Insecta, Lepidoptera, Tortricidae. Gene Ontology annotation, biological process: epoxide metabolic process.